Molecule: messenger RNA, 1754 nt
Organism: Helianthus annuus (common sunflower)
Lineage: Eukaryota; Viridiplantae; Streptophyta; Magnoliopsida; Asterales; Asteraceae
Product: probable anion transporter 4, chloroplastic
Exons: 8
Coding region: 62-1624 (520 amino acids)
Biological process (GO): transmembrane transport
Cellular component (GO): plastid
Molecular function (GO): phosphate transmembrane transporter activity
Source: RefSeq, a predicted model, not a curated record
AUUAAUAAAGUGACAAAAUGCUACUUACACUACUACUACUAUCACAGAUUCACCAAACCCCAUGUACUCUCCGGCCACCGUCACUCCGCCGUCCGGUUUUCCUCCGGCCACCAUUCUCCAAAACCCUCGAAAAACCAGAACCAUCAAAUCUUUCUCCAAAUCAUCAUCGUCUUUUUCUUCAAAUUCAACUCUCCAAACUUCAAAGCCAACAAUCCAAAUCCACCACGAAGCAUGUAGAACUCGAAUUUCCGCUCGUUUUCUCCCAAAACCUAGGGUUUCAUCGGACGAUGCACAGCCUAGAGUCUCGGUUAACGAAGAUGAAGAAGCAUCGGAGCCGAGUUUUCUGGAGUUUAUUACAUCAGAGAGAGUUAAAGUUGUUGCGAUGGUGGCGUUGGCGCUGGCGCUGUGUAAUGCGGAUCGUGUUGUGAUGUCGGUUGCGAUUGUUCCGUUGUCGCAGUCUCGUGGCUGGAGUCAGGCUUUUGCUGGUGUUGUUCAGUCAUCUUUUCUUUGGGGUUAUAUGAUAUCACCGAUUGCCGGAGGAACACUAGUGGACUAUUAUGGUGGUAAAAUAGUUAUGGCAUGUGGGGUAGCUUUAUGGUCAAUGGCUACAUUUCUUACCCCAUGGGCUGCCGAUCAUUCUCUUUUGGCACUACUUACCAUGCGUGCUUUGCUUGGCGUUGCAGAAGGCGUAGCACUUCCAUGUAUGAACAACAUGAUAGCAAGAUGGUUUCCAGAAACGGAACGGUCAAGGGCUGUUGGGCUUGCAAUGGCUGGGUUCCAGCUUGGAAGUGCUAUUGGACUCACGCUUUCUCCGAUCCUGAUGUCACAAGGUGGUGUAGGAGGACCCUUUAUAAUAUUUGGAUUAUCUGGCUUUCUAUGGGUUUUGGUAUGGGUAUCUGCAACAUCUAGCACUCCAGAGAGAAGCCCUCAAAUAACUAAAUAUGAGUUAGAAUACAUACAAAGCAAAAGGAAAAAGGGUCAAAUGAAGACAGCCAAAAUAAUCCCACCGUUCAGGCGUUUGCUUUCUAAAUUACCUACUUGGUCCCUCAUUGUUGCUAAUUCCAUGCAUAGCUGGGGAUUCUUUGUUAUUCUUUCAUGGAUGCCGGUUUACUUUAAAACAAUAUAUCAUGUUGACCUUCGACAAGCAGCAUGGUUUAGUGCUGUUCCUUGGAGUAUGAUGGCAUUAGUGGGUUACUUGGCUGGUGUUUUUUCGGACAAACUGAUUCAAAGUGGGAUGACCAUAACUUUGACUCGCAAAAUUAUGCAGUCAAUUGGUUUUGUGGGACCCGGUAUUGCUCUUAUUGGUCUGAUUAUGGCAAAAAGCCCAGUAGUAGCGUCCGCUUGGCUUACUUUAGCUGUGGGUCUGAAAUCAUUUAGUCACUGUGGAUUCCUUGUUAACCUUCAGGAGAUUGCUCCACAGUAUUCUGGUGUUCUACAUGGCAUGUCAAACACUGCAGGCACAUUAGCUGCCAUAGUGGGGACUGUUGGAGCUGGUUUCUUUGUGGAAUUGGUGGGCUCCUUUCAGGGAUUCUUAUUGCUGACAUCACUUCUCUAUUUCUCAGCAGCACUGUUCUGGAACAUAUUCUCCACCGGCCAACGGGUGAAUUUUGAUGAAGGUAGUUAGCUAGCUCUUUCUUUCUCAUACUCGUUGUUUUUGUAGAUACGAUUUGUCAAAAGAAGAUCCGAUGUACAUGUAAAAUGACAAGGAUAAUAUGCCAUUCGCAUUGCAAUUUAUAUGACUUGCUCUCUAUAUA